Molecule: messenger RNA, 4854 nt
Organism: Kazachstania africana CBS 2517
Lineage: Eukaryota; Fungi; Ascomycota; Saccharomycetes; Saccharomycetales; Saccharomycetaceae
Gene: ESP1
Product: separase
Exons: 1
Coding region: 1-4854 (1617 amino acids)
Biological process (GO): meiotic chromosome separation; proteolysis
Cellular component (GO): mitotic spindle; centrosome; cytoplasm
Molecular function (GO): cysteine-type endopeptidase activity
Source: RefSeq, a predicted model, not a curated record
AUGGCAAAGCCAGAGGACCCGUUGAAAGAAGUAACAUUGAAUACUCCCGUACGGAAGAUUACGUUACCUUUAGAGAACUAUUCACUUGCCAAUUCCAUGACCAGGGGCAAAGAAAACAGUCUGAAUAUUAAGAAUAAUGUAGGGUUCCUUGAAGCCUAUGAAUUGAGUCAAGGUAGUGUCUCAGAGUUCAUGAAACUCGCAGUGUACGGUAGGACGCAAAUGAAUCAAUUGCACGAAUCAAUAGCAAAUUUGUAUAAUCUUCUGAUUCGAACCCAUUCACACCAGCAUAUUAGGACCCUUGUGAAACAGCAUUUAGCUGUCAUUGCGAAACUUUUAACGCAAGGUCAAAUUAAUGAAGCAAUUUUUGAGAUGCUGUUGCUGUACAAUGAGACAAAUCCAUUCAAAGUGAAGAAUUUGCACGACAUUUUGCUUUCUGACUUAACAUAUUGUAACAAAUACUACCUAUCCACAUUGAAAGUAAUGGCUUUACAGGCUAUAAUCAAGGGGAAACAAGCUUUUCAAUAUCAAGAAACAGUUUUAUACUUAUUCUCUAACGAUGACAGAUAUCUGCUGAAAGAUCCAAAGGUUAAAAUACCUCUUUUAGUAAAACUACUACUUAAUUUUUUUACGAUCUCUCCCAAAUACAAAAUGCUGUUUGGCAUGAAAUUUCUACAGUAUAUUGCCCAAUAUGAAUUAGAUUUUUCAGUGUACAUUAAAAACAUAGAGCUUCUAGAUUUUGAAAAACAACUAAAAAAAUUUAUGUCAGAGGAUAAACUCUUAAUGAAAUUUCUUAAUUCCUACUAUAUUCAUUAUUCUCGAUAUAAUCAAAGUAUGACCAAAAUUAUGCUUACAGAUUUAACAAAUCUACAAGCGAUAGACAGCAAAAGACCGACAAUGAACUUUUCUGAUAUGGAGGCAAUCCUUUCAAGCGCCUCACCUUUAUCCUAUUCUGAUAUGGAUAUUUUAAUAUCACAUGCUCAAAAAAUGUUGGAAUCUCCUUCCACUGACGGCGAAUCUAUAGCACAUAAAAUGCAGUUACUUGAUAAUCUAUGGACUAGAAUAAGGUCAGAAAAUUUCAAAUCGACUAAAUGGUAUCUUCGUUUAUUUGAUAAGGUAUUGGCAUUCGUAAAUUCCAACAUGAAAAAAAUCUUGGACAAUACCACUCCUGCUUUGCAUUUAUUGGAUAAUUUAUCAGAGUAUUGCAUUCAAUACGAACAGUUCAAGAGAAUGUCAAAUGUUGUUAAUGUUAUAUUUAAUUUCGCUGUCAUUUCAAAGAACUCGAUAUUGUUAUCCUCGGCAGCAAAAUUGGAGAUGAUUUCCUUCAUAAUGAACACCGAAAAGCAGAGUUUUGGGUAUGUUAUUUCGAGGUUUGAAAAACUUCUUUCAGCAACAUCGUCGACAAAGCUCAAAAUUGAGCUUUUCAAUUUUAUUUAUAAUAUUCACAUCUUUUCCCACUUUGACACUUUCGCCGAUAUUUUCGAAUACUGUCAAAAGAUUUCUAUUCGUUGCUUCCCUAAAUUGAACUUACAAGAAUACAUCGAGUUUCAGCAAUGCUCAGAAGUAAUGCUCUCGUUAGUCUAUGCCAACUCAAGUACAAUCGGAAUUCCAACGGAACAAUGGUUUACUAUAUCAAAUAUGUUGUUCUCCUCUAUAAAUGGCAAUCUAUCUGUUGAUAUGGGUAAACUCAAUACGAAACUUGACAAGCGUCAUUUUCUUUAUAGAUACGAAGUUCUGAUAAAGACUUCUUAUCUUCUGAAUUUAGAAAUGAGUAAACAUAUAACUAUUAAUCUAUCGCAACUUACAAAAUUGUACGUCCAUAAAUGGGUUCAUAAUGUUUCGAAUUUGAAUGAAAGAAUAUCUUUGUUUGAAAUUGAAUUUUUAAAAUCAUUGCUUCAAUAUUUGAGUUUUAAUAAUUUUAACAAAAUUAUAAUUGAUCUUGUCGGAAAUUUGCAACUCAAUCAAAGAUAUUAUAAACAUAUAAUUUUGCUAGCUGAACGCUAUUUGCUAGAAGCUGUGAUCAAUUUACAAAUGACAGAUCACGUUCGUUCUAUUGAGGAGGGUUUGAAUCAAUCCCCUAUUGAUCUUAAGGAAGCAAAAAUUGAAACGUUAAUAAUAUAUUCAGAAAUGGUUGCACGAAUAGUAACAUGGAAAAAUGACACAUCUAAUUUCGAAAAAUUAUUCAUCCAAGACUUACCUAUACUGCGCAAAGAUCUAUAUGAUAUUGCAAAUUCGACCAAUAUGUCAACAUCGCUAUACGUGAAGGUUCUUUUGUUCAAUAUUAACCUGUUUAUUGCAUCAUGCAAAUUGCAUAUGUCCGACUACAAUGUUCUGGCUGCAACUAUAGAGGGUAAACGGGCCCUAAAAGUAGCAUUAUCUCUGUUGAAGAAACAACAUCAAUUCUCGCAAGGGUCGAGGCUAGCCUUGAUUAAAUCGUUGAUGGCAGCUUAUGAAACGUUGAUAGGUAUCUACAUUAAGAUUGGGCUUUCAAAGGAUGCUGAUUUUUACGCCAAAGAGCUAUCGCGAAUUGUUGCAGAUCUUGGUGAGCCAUCGAUCGUCUAUAAUUGCUUACAUUUCCUUUAUGAAUAUUAUUGUUUAACGGAACAAGACUCUUUGAAAUCAAUAACUUUGGAAAAGGCCAACAAAGCGUUCGAUUAUAUAGAUGGAGAACAUGAUAUUCAAAGUCUUACAAAAUACCUUUAUGACAACGGGGAGCAUGAAAAAUUACAACAAUCUUUGAAUCUUUUUUUUGGAAAAGAUAAUGAGUGUAGUCUUUUACCCAAACUAUGGAUGCUGAAAUUAGGGCGCACUAUUGAAGCGCAAUUGUAUCCCGAAGAAUAUUCUUCAUUCAAUUCCAUUAAUCAUGUUGACAAGAGUUUCAAGCAUGUUUUAAACCAGAUUGAUAUUGAUCCCUUCUUCAAAGAUGUUUUUGAUUCUGCACUGGCAAUUCCAUCCAUAAAGAAUGUUCCUGUUGCAAUAGUUCCAAAAAAUGUACUAUCUCUAGUAGUCGGGGAAGGAUCCGGAUCGAACGUGACCGAUUCUCCAAGAUCCUCGAAUAUGACACCAAAAUCUAAGCAUAUGAGGCAAAUUUUUGACAGAGUGGCUGCCAUAAAUAAUCUAAGAAUAAUGAAAACGACAGUUGAGUCUUUAAACAUAGACUACCUGAAUAAUCAUGAAGUCAAAAAAGUUUCAUCACUAUAUUCAUUAACCUCCAACUUAUUCUCAGCUAUCACAUUGAAUGAAUCUAAAACAAACAACGGGUUGGUGAAUAAUUUCUACCUUUCAGAUCUUCCAAAAUCAAUGCCAUUAUAUUUUGAUAAAACUAUAGUCAAAACGAACAAGAAUGUUUAUGAAAAGCUAGAUCUACUCUCAUUUGCAUCUUUCCAGGAUAAUGUAACUGCAGAAAGAAACGAUGUUCUGUCAGCACAAGAAAAAAUUUUGAACUCGACUCACUCAUUUAACGUGAUUUCCAUUGACAUCUGUCCGGUUACGGGAAAUCUACUGCUUUCUAAAAUCGACACCGUGAAGAAGAGAAGAAUUCUUUUGAAUAUUCCCCUCAAUGGAAGCAAUGCUAGAGAUUUAGAUUCUUUACAUUUGUCUUUCAAAGAGGCCAGAAAGGAACUCCAAAAUAUAAUUGAUGAAAGUGACAAAACUACGUCGGCAGAAGUAACAAGCAAGAUUACCACAAGUGAUGCAAGAAAAGCAUGGUGGAGAAAAAGAUAUGAUUUGGACAAGAGAUUACAAAAUUUAUUAGAAAAAGUUGAAGCAACUUGGUUUAAUGGCUUUAGAGGAUUUUUUAGUCACGAUUUAAUUGAUGAAGAUGCCUUUGAAGAUUUCAAAAAAUCAUUUUACAACGUCUUACACCAAACAUUACCUAGUAGGAAACAAUUCGGAGGUCCCUUGACUUUCACGCAUAUAGAAGAUUGGAUCAUUGAAUUAUUUCUCAAGAUAAACCCUCAGGAUCAAGAUUUCAUAACAAUGAUGGAGGAUUUGAUAUAUUUUGUAUUGGAUACAUUACGCUUUCAUGGGGAAGAAAAUGCCUACGACGAAAUUGAUUUGAGUGUGUUACAUGUACAGCUCGAGGAACAUAUUAAAAGGUACCAUUCUAGAGUGAAGAGAAGAACUCAAAUAUCACAUACAUUUUUGAUAGUCAGUAGCACUUGCCACUUAUUUCCCUGGGAAACGUUAUCUUUCAUGAAAGAUAUAUCUGUCACGAGGGUGCCGUCUGUGAGGUGCUUGCAAAAGUUAUUGGAAGCGCAUGCUUCUGAUUCUUUUCCACUCAAUGUACCUCUGUCCAGUAAUAUUUCCAUGGUACUUAACCCGCAUGGUGAUUUAAAACGGACAGAAUCUAGCUUCAAAGAACUGUUUGAGAAAACUGCAGAGACUUUACCAGGAUCGAAAUUGAUAAUGAACAAGAGGCCAACUGAAGAAGAGCUAGUAAGUAUGUUGACGGAAUCAAAUUUGUUCAUUUAUGUAGGUCAUAAUGGUGGUGAGCAAUACAUACGUAGUAAAGAAAUUAAGAAACUGAACUCGGUGUCGGCAAGCUUCUUACUAGGCUGCUCCUCCGCGAGUAUGAAAUAUUAUGGCAAACUUGAGCCUACGGGUACCGUUUACUCUCAUUUGUUAGGUGGUAGUCCACUGGUAUUAGGAAAUUUAUGGGAUGUUACGGAUAAAGAUAUUGAUAAAUUCAGUCAAAAUGUCUUUGAAAAGAUUGGAUUUGUAAAGAAUAUCGAGGGAGAAGUCUCAGGAUACAAGACUUUAAGUGAAGCAGUGACAGAAUCAAGAGAUACAUGUCACCUUAAGUUUUUAAAUGGUGCAGCUCCUGUAGUCUACGGCCUACCAGCUCGGUUCGUUUAA